This is a messenger RNA of Chilo suppressalis (striped riceborer), 411 nucleotides long. NCBI's taxonomy places the organism in Eukaryota, Metazoa, Arthropoda, Insecta, Lepidoptera, Crambidae. The record is from the annotation of a GenBank genome assembly.
AUGGCUCGUACCAAGCAGACCGCUCGUAAGUCCACAGGCGGAAAAGCGCCAAGGAAGCAACUAGCCACAAAAGCGGCUCGGAAAAGCGCUCCAGCCACUGGAGGCGUGAAGAAACCACACAGAUACCGUCCAGGGACUGUGGCUUUACGAGAAAUUAGGAGAUACCAGAAGAGUACGGAGCUGUUAAUAAGAAAACUGCCCUUUCAGCGGUUAGUGAGAGAAAUAGCGCAGGAUUUCAAGACAGAUUUGAGGUUCCAGAGCUCAGCUGUGAUGGCGCUUCAAGAGGCGAGCGAGGCAUACUUGGUUGGUCUGUUUGAAGACACCAACCUUUGCGCUAUUCAUGCUAAAAGAGUCACCAUUAUGCCUAAAGACAUACAGUUGGCGAGGCGUGUUAGAGGAGAGAGGGCCUAG